GUCCUGUUCAAUGCUUGGGGCUCGUGCUCCUCAUGCUCGCCAUGGCCGUCAUGCGCCCAAUCAGAAUAUAAGCCCAUGGUAGAAAGUCGAGCCAGCUGCUAGCUCCUCAGAACAAGAAAACAAACAGGAUGGGCAUGCUGAGCUUGCAAGCCAGCUGAGCAGGUCACGGCGUCUGCGCCCUUCCAGGAAGAUGGUCAACGUUAACGUAAGUCGAGCCCCAGUUCAUUCGGACACUGCAAGGUGUGCAUGUGUGCUGCAGACUGAGAGCAGCCACUCCCCUCUGUCAACUGCUCCAUUUUCCAUCCAGCCGAAAGUCAAGAUACCUGCCUUCAAGCCCCUCUCUAUUCGCCGCUUUGUCUCACCGACCAAAGGCGAGGGGGUCAGCAGCAGUGACAACGACCCAGCGAGUUCACAAGGAGAAGAUGGCAAAGCCCCCCUCGCGGCGUCCCUUGCCAGCGGAAGCCUCGUAGCGUUGCGUCGCAUGUCAGAGCAAGAGAAAGAAGUGGCGGUAGAGGCUUUGCAGGCGCAGGCAGAGCAGCUCGAGGAACAGCUUGGCGGUCGCGAUGCGGAGCAGAUCGUCAAAGAGCACAUCAGACUGCUGCAUGAAUAUAACGAGGUGAAAGACGCGACACAGAUCUUGCUCGGAAGGCUCGCACAUAUCGAAGGUGUAACAAUCAAAGCAAUGCAUCAGCGCUACGAUCUGCCCAUGGACGGCUGAGCGCUUCUGCUUUGUGGCGCACAGCGAUUCCAACUUCUCCCAUCAGCUGCACAAGGCUCAGACUUUCCCUUGAACGCCUCGCAUUUUCUCACGCGCUCCAAAUUCUCGCAUAGCAUACAUCUGCUUGCCGGUCCUUCUCGCCAUUACUGUAACAUACACCACGACAUCCGGUUCGCACCUCUUCUUCAGCGCACACUGCUAUGUUGCGCAUGCAUUCAUGCCCCGGUGUGUCCAGUCAUCCUACUGCACAAUAAUGUCAGCCUUGGUUGACGGGCGUAGCGCUCGCUGUGGUGGGCGCGAGAUUCUGACGCCCGUACGAUGGGAAGUUGCGU
Tilletiaria anomala UBC 951 is the source of this 1050-nucleotide messenger RNA. RefSeq names its product Swi5-domain-containing protein. Gene Ontology annotation, cellular component: Swi5-Sfr1 complex; Swi5-Swi2 complex. Lineage: Eukaryota; Fungi; Basidiomycota; Exobasidiomycetes; Georgefischeriales; Tilletiariaceae. The coding region runs from base 191 to 718 and encodes 175 amino acids. The transcript is spliced from 4 exons. Gene Ontology annotation, biological process: meiotic joint molecule formation; meiotic DNA recombinase assembly involved in reciprocal meiotic recombination; double-strand break repair via homologous recombination. The record is from RefSeq and is a predicted model, not a curated record.